Molecule: messenger RNA, 333 nt
Organism: Plenodomus lingam JN3
Lineage: Eukaryota; Fungi; Ascomycota; Dothideomycetes; Pleosporales; Leptosphaeriaceae
Source: RefSeq, a predicted model, not a curated record
AUGUCCGAACAACCCCAGAGUCUUAAUGACGACGCCAUGUUUUGCAACAAAGGCCCAUAUAUUUGUAUACCUACCGAGUCUCAUCUGCGUGCUCCUCAUUCUGUGACCAACAAGACUUCUUAUCAAGCUGCUCCCUCGUGUUCCUCACCUAAUUUCUUGCACAAAAUGUCAAUCAGAAUCUCUGAAUUUGCCCUCAAUCGAGAGACAGUUGCGUUUCUGUCCAGUACCUACCUCGGUGGCACCUCGGAGGAAACAAGAGCGAAGAUGCGGCGCUUUCCACGUCAGCCUCAGCACGCGACACCCGCAACCCCCUCCAGUCCUGCGGAAACGUAG